This is a messenger RNA of Zea mays, 1831 nucleotides long. RefSeq lists its product as uncharacterized. Bases 1 to 1491 code for a protein of 496 amino acids. The transcript has 9 exons. NCBI's taxonomy places the organism in Eukaryota, Viridiplantae, Streptophyta, Magnoliopsida, Poales, Poaceae. The record is from RefSeq and is a predicted model, not a curated record.
AUGCCUAUGCUAUCCGCAGUAUUGUAUGAACGACAAAGCAAUGAUGACCUAAUAUUAUCAGAUGAAGAAAUUCAUGGCAGCAGCAAACCUACUACUAAUUGGCCAUCUCAUGCUAGACGUCAUAGGAAAAGAGAUCCUGAUAACGAUGGAGUCUUUAAAAAGGAGGGGCGUGGUACCCUUAAGGGUAUAGCAGCAGCCACCAAGCGGAUCAAGAACGGUGAUCACAAACUUAAGAUUGAAUUUUCAUCUAAGCUUGGAGGUCCUGUAGGACCAAACGCUCGCACUUUUGUGGAUGAAAUCGUAUUGUUUACAAAGAAAAAGGCACCACUCAUUGGAGUGAAAAAGUGGAAAGAUAUAGAGCUCAAUGUUAGAUCUUCUAUAGCCUCUGACGUACUGCGAAGGUGGGAGUUUCUAACCAAUGAGGACGCGCAUGAAAAGAUCUGGUCUAUUGCUAAGGAGAGAUACAAAGGAUGGCGAUCAACGUUAAGCUCAACAUACAAGGCAUACAAUAGUUAUGCUGAAAGGAUGAAAAACAAGCCUGAAGAUGUAGACAUCGUCGAGUGGCAUUACAUGGUGUUGUAUUUUGGAUCUGAGAAAUUCCAGAAAAUAAGCAGCCGGAACUCGGAAAACCGUCAGAAACAAAGAACGAAGCAUAUAAUGGUUUCUAGAACUUUUUCCCAAAUAAGCUUUCAACAGAGAGAUCCAGAAACUGGUAUAGAACCAACCGAUCUAUCCCUUUGGAUGAUUACUCAUUGUAAAAAUGAUGAAUGGUCGGAAGAGGCUUCACGUGGCAUUUAUGAGAACGCAGCUGAGAAAAUUGCUGAGAAAAUAUAUCAAACAGAAAAAUUUUAUCUAACAAGAGAAGAGGAAAAUGCUAUUUUCCAAACAACAUUCAAGGAAACAACAGGAUGUAAGGCAAACAGACUUCAUGGUCAUGGGUACCUAUCAAGAUAUCCAACAAGAAGUCAAGUGAUGGAAUCAAAGUUCCUCGAACAAGCUCGUGCCACGGUUGCAACCAACCAAAAAAACAUUGAACUCGAAAGUCAGGUCCAGUUGUUAAAUGAAAAACUUGCGUGUGAGGUUGCAGAACGAGAAAGAAUACUCCAGGAAAAAAUGCAAGCACUGCAAGAAGAAGAAGAAAAAAAAAGACAAGUGCUUAGAGAAGAAAUGAGGCAAGAAAUGGUUGCUGCCCUUGCUGUUGUAGCACAACAGAGCAACCGUGAAAGCACCACUCCAAUCGAUCCUUCUUCCGUUGUCCCUACUAAACCUCCUGAAUUCAUCCCAGCUGAUUCUCCUGCACCUGCACCAAGUAGUGCAAACAACGUUCGUACACCAGACACAAACAAUAAGAAAGUCAAUAUGCCAGCAAACUAUAUUAGCUCUUACACCCUAAGGAAUGCUGUGACAAGACGUGUGCAGGCAAGGGGCAACAAAAGAAGCGAAUGUGUACAAUCCGCAAGUGCAAGCGAGAAGCAAGGUAGAUCAACUUAAGAAGCUCUAUCAAAGUGUGUUUAAGGUUCCUUGUCGUCGUGAUAUCGUCGUCAGCCUAGCUAACCAUCGCUUGCAUCAAUGGAGGGGAUGGAGGGGUACACGAUGACAAAAAAAACUUCCAAUAAUUUGCUAGUCCUGAGUAGUUUAUUAUCUAUGUUAUCACAAUCCAAGCUAGUAUGAGGAUGUUGUGACUGUGAGCUAUGUUAUCAAAUUAAUUUGUAUUUGGCCACUAUUUAUUUGGUGCAACCUAUUUGUUACAACUUAUGGUAUGGAUGUAGUUAAUAUAUGAGAUAAGAGACAAAUAUUAUGGUUGUCAAUUUUGGUUCUUACGUUACUGAUG